Messenger RNA from Rhizophagus irregularis DAOM 181602=DAOM 197198, 354 nucleotides. RefSeq lists its product as uncharacterized. NCBI's taxonomy places the organism in Eukaryota, Fungi, Glomeromycota, Glomeromycetes, Glomerales, Glomeraceae. The record is from RefSeq and is a predicted model, not a curated record.
AUGAAUUCCCUAAGAAUAAUAAUCAAUUCAAAAUCAUUAUCUCGUAAAAUCCAAUUUCCCUCAUCUACAACUUGUACUCAAGUUUUUCUUCGUCUUCGACAAAAAUCAACUUCGACUACGUCUACAAACACUUCAUUUUCACAAUCACGUAUUGACGAAAAUAUAACAGUUUGGAAUGUAUAUGGGCCUCCGUUAGUUAAUUGUUUUUUAAUCGGUUCGAUAACUUAUAUCAGUUUACAAGUUAUGUGGUAUAAAUUAGCUUUUAUCGAACUCCGAGAAGAGAUGGAAAAUAAAGUAAAUGAGUUAGAAAAUAAAAUAAAUUAUUUAAGAAAAAAUAAUUUAGAAGUUGAUUAA